Messenger RNA from Staurois parvus, 325 nucleotides. Lineage: Eukaryota; Metazoa; Chordata; Amphibia; Anura; Ranidae. The record is from the annotation of a GenBank genome assembly.
UCAGUCAUGCGAUCAGCUGUGUCCAAUCACAGCUGAUCACUGAUGAUCAGUGUGCCCUGAUGAUCAGUGUGGCCCCAGAAGUGCCACCUGCCAGUGUCCAUCAGUGCCAGCAGUCAAUGCUCAUCAGUGCCACGUGCCAGUGCCCAUCAGUGCCACAUCAAUGCCACAUAUCAGUGCAUACCAGUGCACAUCAAUGCCACAUAUCAGUGCCCAUCUGAGCUGCCUUUCAGUGUCACCCAUCAGUGCCAGUCAGUGCCACCUAUCAUUGCCAAUCAGUGCCACCUAUCAGUGCUGCCAGUCAGUGCCACCUAUCAUUGUCAGUCAG